Molecule: messenger RNA, 826 nt
Organism: Coffea eugenioides
Lineage: Eukaryota; Viridiplantae; Streptophyta; Magnoliopsida; Gentianales; Rubiaceae
Exons: 1
Coding region: 19-711 (230 amino acids)
Source: RefSeq, a predicted model, not a curated record
UUCAAAAUCAACACACCGAUGGGUCAACGGAAAACUUUCUUCCUCUCGUCUUUGGCCGUCAUCCUCUUAGCAGCGGUCAUCCAGGGAAGCCAUGCAGUGGAAUACACCGUAACAAACACUGCCGCGUCCACCCCAGGUGGUGCCCGAUUCGGGAGGGAUAUCGGGGUCCAAUACAGCAAGCAAACGCUCGACUCCGCCACAAAUUUCAUAUGGAGGAUCUUCCAGGAGAACGCUCCUGCAGACAGAAAAAACGUCCAGAGAGUUGACAUGUUCGUCGAUGACAUGGAUGGUGUUGCCUAUACCAGCAACGAUCAGAUUCACGUAAGCGCGAGGUACAUCCAAGGUUACUCGGGCGAUGUUAGAAGCGAGAUUACCGGGGUUCUCUACCACGAGAUGACGCACGUUUGGCAGUGGAAUGGGAACGGACAGGCUCCGGGAGGAUUGAUCGAAGGAAUGGCGGAUUAUGUGAGGCUUAAAGCCGGGUAUGCACCGAGCCACUGGGUGAAACCUGGGCAAGGCGACCGGUGGGAUCAAGGAUACGAUGUCACCGCCCGCUUUCUUGAUUACUGCAAUAGCCUGAAAAAUGGUUUUGUUGCGCAGCUUAACAAGAAGAUGAGGAACGGUUAUAGUAAUAACUAUUUUGUUGAGCUGCUGGGGAAGUCCGUCGAUCAACUCUGGAACGACUACAAAGCUAAAUUUAAUACUAACUAAGUUUAAUACUACUACUACUACUACUUGCUAAAUGCUUUGACUCGAUGUAAUGAGCUUUGCAUGUCAAUAUGUCUGCCCUGUACUCUUAAUGGAAUAUAUAUUGCUGCUUAUACUA